Thlaspi arvense is the source of this 1459-nucleotide messenger RNA. The record is from the annotation of a GenBank genome assembly. NCBI's taxonomy places the organism in Eukaryota, Viridiplantae, Streptophyta, Magnoliopsida, Brassicales, Brassicaceae.
GUAAAUUAACACUAACUUCCUCUCGCUAAAGCUUUCUAUAAAUUCAACCACUCGCUUCCCACUUCAAAACCCAACAACAGAUUCUCACAUAUCUCUCUAUUUCUCUGAAGGAAAGAAGAAAAGAAAGAAGAACUUUAAGUCCCAAGUUAGCUAACACAAGAAGUAGCAAAACAUGGGUCCUGUUUGGUUCUUAGUUAUGGUUUUGAUAGGAGUAAAGGCUUCUUCCGUGAGCGGCCAAGGUGGCGGUUGGAUCAACGCUCACGCCACUUUCUACGGCGGUGGCGAUGCUUCCGGCACAAUGGGUGGUGCUUGUGGAUACGGCAACCUAUAUAGCCAAGGUUAUGGGACGAACACGGCGGCUUUGAGCACGGCUCUGUUCAAUAACGGACUUAGCUGCGGUUCUUGCUUUGAGAUAAGAUGUGAGAACGAUGGUAAAUGGUGUCUACCUGGAUCAAUCGUCGUAACCGCUACAAACUUUUGCCCGCCAAAUAACGCUUUACCUAACAACAAUGGCGGUUGGUGUAACCCUCCUCUUCAACAUUUUGAUCUUGCUCAGCCUGUUUUUCAACGCAUUGCUCAAUACAGAGCCGGAAUCGUCCCUGUUUCCUACAGGAGGGUUCCGUGUAGGAGAAGGGGAGGAAUUAGAUUUACUAUAAACGGUCACUCAUACUUUAACCUCGUUCUGAUCACAAACGUUGGCGGCGCCGGAGACGUUCACUCGGCGGCGAUCAAGGGUUCAAGAACAGGUUGGCAAGCGAUGUCAAGGAACUGGGGGCAAAAUUGGCAAAGCAACUCUUACCUCAACGGUCAAGCACUUUCCUUCAAAGUAACCACCAGCGACGGUCGCACCGUCGUCUCCUACAACGCCGCUCCUUCCGGCUGGUCCUUCGGCCAGACCUUCGCCGGUGGACAGUUCCGCUAAAAGGGGCAAUUUGGUCAUUCUCUUCUCUAUUCUUAUACCUAAAGUAAUUUUGUUUGUGUGGUGUGUUCGUAAAAUUGGAUUCUUGCGAACUCGAUUGUUAUUGUUCAGAGAGUGAUGCGUCGAAGGCUCGGUUUUGCAGAAGGCCUUGAUGACGUCUAUGCCUUUUUGGACCUCUUUAUUUUUUUUCCUUUUUCAAAAGUAGUUUUUUUUAACUAUGAGAGGAAAAAAUAAAAACAUGGCAGCUAUUGUAUUAUUAUUACUGAUGCAGAGGUGGAGUUUUAACUACCACCCGCUAGUAGUAAUGAGUAACCCUCAUUUUAUUCUUGUUUCUUAAGGUGUGAUAGAUAAGAUUAUGAGGAUCUUCAAAUUGUAUUUUUCUGAUGUUUGUAUGUUAUGAGAUCAAAAGAACUCAUUAUUAUGUUUGUAAUAAUACAAGUCAUUAAUAAGUUAUGAAAAAUGGGGAUUGGCCUUCAUUAUGUAUUAGGUUAAGUGAUCUAAAAGUUUUGAAUAAAUAGCUAUAUUUGCCGUUCUUGUGAA